AUGGGAAGCAAUCAAGAAUAUGGAGCAGAGACAGAGAGAUGUGCGGUGGUUAGCGGUGCAAACAAGGGUAUUGGAUUUGAGGUGGUGAGGCAGCUUGCAUCUCAAGGGGUGGUGGUGGUGUUGACAGCCAGGGAUGAGAAGAGGGGAAGAGAAGCAACGUCUAAACUUCAACAGUUGGGUCUGUCAAAUGUUGUCUUCCAUCAACUUGAUGUCUUGAAUCCAGUUAGCAUCCACUCCUUGGCCAAAUUCAUAAACGCCAGAUUUGGCAGGCUUGAUAUCUUGGUUAAUAAUGCUGGAGCUACUGGAGUGCUGGUGUCUGAGAAAGAGUUAAAAUCUCUAGACAUUGACUCCACAACUUGGCUUUCAGGGAAAGCAGUCAACCAAAUUCAAUGUGCAAUUAAAUACACUUAUGAGAAGGCUGAGGAAUGUUUGAAUACAAAUUACUACGGUGUUAAAAGAUUAACCGAGGCUCUUCUCCCACUCUUGCAACUCUCCACUCUAGGAGCAAGAAUCGUCAAUGUCUCCUCCCUAAGGAGUGAACUCAAGAGGAUACCGAGUGAAGAGAUAAGAAAUGAGCUCGGGGAUGUAGAAACAUUGACAGAGGAGAAAGUGGAUGCAGUUUUGGCAAGAUUUCUGCAUGAUUUUAAACAAAAUGAACUCGAAACGAAUGGAUGGACAAUGAUGCUGCCUGCAUAUAGUAUUUCCAAGGCCACCCUCAAUGCUUACACUAGAAUCCUUGCUAACAAGUACCCAAACAUGUGCAUCAACUGUGUGCAUCCUGGCUUUGUCAAUACAGACUUCAAUUGGCAUACAGGGACCAUGACUGUCGAAGAAGGGGCUGCCGGUCUGGUCAGGUUGACUCUUCUACCCCAUGGAGGCCCUUCCGGCUGCUAUUUCGAUCGAACUGAAGUCGCAGAUUUUUAAUGAUAUAGACAUACAUAUAAAUGUAAGAUUUAUGCA
This is a messenger RNA of Pyrus x bretschneideri (Chinese white pear), 960 nucleotides long. RefSeq names its product short-chain dehydrogenase/reductase 2b-like. NCBI's taxonomy places the organism in Eukaryota, Viridiplantae, Streptophyta, Magnoliopsida, Rosales, Rosaceae. The record is from RefSeq and is a predicted model, not a curated record. The transcript has 5 exons. Gene Ontology annotation, cellular component: membrane. Bases 1 to 924 code for a protein of 307 amino acids.